Messenger RNA from Rhinichthys klamathensis goyatoka, 2730 nucleotides. RefSeq lists its product as uncharacterized. The record is from RefSeq and is a predicted model, not a curated record. Bases 319 to 2730 code for a protein of 803 amino acids. NCBI's taxonomy places the organism in Eukaryota, Metazoa, Chordata, Actinopteri, Cypriniformes, Leuciscidae. The transcript is spliced from 3 exons.
GGAGAGCGAGGUUAUGAGGCAGCACAGCAGUGAGGAAGGGAGGGGUAAUGAAGAGCGACAGAGAGUCCGAAUGGGGCGGGCGCUCUCGUAAUCAGAGAGAAUACUGCAGCUCACGCUCAGAUUUCCCAUGCUGUUACCGGCGUGUCUCUGCAGUCCCUCUCUCUCUUUCUCACAUGCACACUGACAUAAAUGCACACGCAGUGAACACGGAUCUGUAUCUUUGCACUGAGGAGGCAACAUCCUAUACUCGUUUUCUCUGUCCUCAGUUUGCUGGCUCCUGUUUUUUAGGCAGUGCGUCAGAGGCUGUGCUACACGGAUAUGCCCGGUGAGACUGCGCAUCGAAGCGGCCCCACGCAGGGCCUUCUGGACUCUGGAGACCCACAAUUAGAGCUGCCAGGACCAGAUCUCUCUGGUCAAACAUCCAGCUCUUCAGCCUCAACUCCAACAGACAGUGCCUCCAGUCCUUCUCCCAGCAGCCCUCCAAAACUCUCCCCACUAUGUACUCCUUUUGGACCCCGUCUGGUAAUGGCCAAACCAACCACUUCUCCUCGCCCACAGCCUGAGGGUGCAAGUUUUGAAUUAGAAGGGCAUUCUGGAACUUUCGGCCGACCAAUGGGGCGGUUUGGGAGAGGAGGCUGUAGACGAGGUCCUAUGAAAAUGGAACGGAUCAAAGUCCUAACUGGAUCAGAAAUAGAAAGUGACUUUCAAGAGCCAGAGACCAUGGACUCAAGGGUGGUAAUGGGGCAAGAGGCUUUGCUUAGAAACAUGGAGACACAGAGUGGAAUGCUGCUAGGAAAACAGAUAGGUCAAGAAAUGUCUAGUUCAGGACACCAGCCCUCAGAACCCUCCAAGAAAGGUCAUAUCGGACUGGAUGAAAAAGCAAAACUAGACACUGGUCAGGUGAGUUCUAUUGUAGAUCAGGGUAAGAGUUUUACUUCAGUCCCAGAACAGGAGAAAACCAUAGGUCAGACACUUGAAUGUCAAGUCCUAGAGUCCAAAGUGAGAGAUGCCGAAUUGACAGACAGCAGUACUCUUUUCCCAGACAAUGAGGGAGAGCCAUUGUCUUUAUCUCAGGGUGAAGUGCCUUCCUUGUCAUUUUCCGAGCCUCCCUAUGUUGUUGACCCACAACGUAUUGGUGUCCUUCCAGGACUGGAUCCUGAUCGCUACUAUACAGCCCCUUCCACCCCCAUUAAGAUGGCUUACUGCUCACAUCUCAAGCAACAAUGGCGCCCAGGGAGCCCAAGCCAAAGUCCGGGCUCUCCAACUGAUGAGUCUGAUCUGUGCUCCCCUCCUACCUCUCCCUCUGGCUCCUACAUGACUGCUGAGGGAGGCAGCUGGACCUCAUACACCUCCAGCACCUCCCACUCCUGCUCCCCAAACUUAACAGCUGAGACAGAGUUGCAAGAAGCUCCUGCUUGCUACGUUGGGUCCCUCUCAGAGAUAGGCGAUGAGCUUGGAGAUGAGCGAACUGGUAACGAGAGGGAUGUAUGCCUGGAUAAACCUGAUAUGCCAGAGUUGCUGGAAGAUGUGGCCUGUGAGGUGGAUAUACUAACAAGAGACACAUGUAGACCUCAUUGGGUGACAGAACAUGUUUCUAUACAAGAGAGCAGCAGCAGCAGCAAGAGAAACACAGACUACCAACAGGACACAGGGAUACCCGAGGGCUCUCUGAGACCUAGAGAUUUCCAGAGAGCCCCUGAUGGAACUCAAGGCUUUAAUGAUCCACAUUACAGUCUUGAAAUGAAUUUCAAUGCCUGUUUCUCAGAGCCAUCUAUGAGCCUGGAUCCCCAUCUAACACCAGAGGAUAAUGCAACCUCUGCACUUGAUGAAGAAAACAAAACCCCUGUCACCCAUUCUCCAGAGACUGUAGACGUAGACAGUAAUAGCGUAUAUCUUGAGAUAGGAUCCUCUGCCCCUCUGUUCCAUGGCUACUCUAGGGAGGAUGGGCCCGAGAGUGAUGCAAUGAUUCCUGCUUCUAUGUUGCCUUUCCAUGGAAGCCUGAUAUUCCAGGCAGAUUCCAUGGAUAUAACCCUGUUCCCCACAGAUGAUGAGCAGGGAAAUGUGGAUGCAUAUGCUGCUGGAGAGGAGGAAGCCGAUGUAGAUGAGUAUGAUGAUGAGGAUGAUGAAGAUGAGUGUGACAAUGAAGAUGUGAAUAAUGUCAAUGAUGCUGAGCAGAAAGAGGCAGCUUUAAGGGGUGAAAGAGUGGAAGACCCAAAUGAAGAUGACACCUCUGCAUCUUUUCUAAAUUCCCUUUCAGAGAACUCAAUAAAUGAGGGUGUAGAUGAGUCCUUUGCUUAUCCAGAUGACACUGAGGAGUCAAUUGAUUCCACAUCUUAUAACGGGGAUGAAGAUGACCAUCUGUACUGCACAGAGAAGCAUGCUGAACUCUCCCAACAGUUCCCUGGGCCAGAUGAACCUGUGCAGUCAGUAAGCCAUGCAAAACCUGAAUCCACUGGCAGUGAGAGCGAAAUGGAGAUAUCCUCCGAAUCAUCUGAGCUUCUACAUGUACAAUUGCAAGAGAAUCUGCCAGACUGCAAUGUUCAUGAUGAAAGUGUUGCACAACAAAUUUCAGAAAAAAAGUUGUUGAAGGGUGAGCUUUCAAAAGGAUUGACUGUACAGAUCAAAACAAUGGAUGAGCAAGGCAAACUGAGUACAGAUCCCUCAACAGUCAUGGUAACAUCAGAUAAUCCAACAUCAUCUGUUGAUCAAGACAAAUGCUGCAGCUGCUGA